AUGGCUAAGCCUGGACUUGCAAUUCCUACAAAAAUAAAAGACAGCACUCGAUUUUAUCCUUAUUUUAAGGAUUGUGUGGGGGCGAUUGAUGGAACUCAUAUCCUUGCAAUGAUACCAGGACAAGACACGGCUAGCUAUCGUAAUCGAAAAGGACAAUUAUCGCAAAAUGUCUUACCUGCAUGUAAUUUUGAUUUAGAAUUUACGUAUGUUCUUAGCGGGUGGGAAGGAUCAGCUCACGAACUACAAGAUGCUUUAACAAGAAACACAAACAAAUUAGUAGUUCCUGAAGAAGAUGCUGUCGAAGAAACCAACGUUGAUCAAAGAAAUGAUGAAGAAGAAGAACAGCUUCAUGGUACUCAAGAACAACAAAGAGUGCUCGCUAAUACAUGGAGAGCAAAUAUAGCUGCAAGCAUGUGGACUGAUGCUAUGAAUAUGGGGUCAUGA
Molecule: messenger RNA, 444 nt
Organism: Camelina sativa (false flax)
Lineage: Eukaryota; Viridiplantae; Streptophyta; Magnoliopsida; Brassicales; Brassicaceae
Source: RefSeq, a predicted model, not a curated record